Messenger RNA from Capsicum annuum, 997 nucleotides. RefSeq names its product probable beta-1,3-galactosyltransferase 2. Gene Ontology annotation, cellular component: Golgi membrane. The record is from RefSeq and is a predicted model, not a curated record. Gene Ontology annotation, molecular function: hexosyltransferase activity. Lineage: Eukaryota; Viridiplantae; Streptophyta; Magnoliopsida; Solanales; Solanaceae.
UGCCACAUUAGGGGGCAUAUUAGACCGAGCUAUUGAAGCCGAGGACAAAAACCAUGGUGAUUUCUUGCGGCUGGAUCAUAUUGAGGGUUAUCUUGAAUUGUCCGCCAAGACAAAGACUUACUUUGCCACAGCUGUUAACUUAUGGGAUGCAGAGUAUUAUAUUAAGGUUGACGAUGAUGUUCAUGUCAAUAUAGCUACACUAGGGGAAACAUUAGCAAUGCAUCGUAAAAAACCACGUAUAUAUAUGGGGUGCAUGAAAUCUGGUCCUGUCCUUUGGCGAAAGGGGGUAAGAUACCAUGAACCAGAAUAUUGGAAAUUCGGAGACAAGUAUUUUCGUCAUGCUACUGGACAAAUAUAUGCCAUUUCGAAAGACUUAGCCACUUACAUAUCAGCAAACCAGCAUGUGCUUCAUAAGUAUACAAAUGAAGAUGUGUCAUUGGGAGCUUGGUUUAUUGGUCUUGAUGUGCAACAUAUCGAUGAUCGCAGAUUAUGUUGUGGAACCCCACCAGAUUGUGAAUGGAAGGCACAGGCAGGCAACGUCUGUGUUGCAUCGUUCGACUGGACCUGCAGUGGGAUUUGCAGGUCCGUGGACAGGAUAAAGGAGGUCCAUCGCCGUUGUGGCGAGGGAGAGAAUGCACUAUGGAAAGCUACAUUCUGAAAACAUUCAUUACUAAAGGUAAACAGGUCAAUCAAUAUGUCAAAAAGGCCAUAUUUUUUGCCCAGGGUACAUAUAUAUUAGUCUCAUCAUAUACUACAUUUUAUACAUAUUUCGAGCUAAAAGCAAUUAAUACAGUUGAACUCACAUAAGGCGCUCUAAAUCGUCCUCUGCAUAUGUUAUACGCGUAUGAGAGAGACGAAGAUUAAUAAUCGAUGGCCAAGUUUUAGCUAUGGAGAAACCAUCUCCAUUUUUGUAGAGAAAAAAUGGCUGCCAAUGUUAAGUCAUAGUUUACUGGAUUGUAAAAUCUUAAUAGAUGCAAAGUCAUAUUAUUUGAGACCA